GGAGGGCGGUGGCGUCAUCACCGAGCGCCGGUCGCGCCGCAGUGCGGAGCGUGGCGGACCAGAGCAGGCGAGAUGUUGAGCCGGCUUCAGGAGCUGCGCAAGGAGGAGGAAACGUUGCUCAGAUUAAAGGCGGCCCUUCACGACCAGCUAAACCGUCUCAAGGUUGAAGAAAUGGCCCUCCAAUCAAUGAUUAGUUCUGCAAGAGGAGAUGAGAUGGUGUCUUCUCAACUGCCACCUGAACAGUCACAUGAUCAGGCGCUGGUGCAUGUAGACAAUGAAGCAUCAAUCAACCAAACUGCACUGGAGUUGAGCACAAGGAGCCAUGUGCCAGAAGAGGAGGAAGAAGAAGAAGAAUCAGAUUCCUGAAGGGGGCAAAGAGCCAGGGUUAGUUUUAUAAAUUACACUUCUAAGUCUCAACAACUUUAUCUCUUUAAAGAGUUCUUCUUGCCAUGGGGCCUAUGGCUUUAAAUGGAAGAAUGAACUUGAGGAGGAUGUGUAGUUGUAAAAAUGGUUUCAUCAGUAACUCAGUUUUCAGAAUGCUUUAACACAUAUCAGUGACAUCAGAAAGAAAACAUGCUGUGUCUUAGCGCUGACUAAUAUGGUGAUGCUCUGUCUUUAUUCUGCUCAGAUUCAGUAAUUGUGUUCAAAAUAGAAAAUACUUUUGAAAUGCUAUUGAGAAAGUCUAGCAUUUGCCAAAGAGAGCAGAAUUUAAAUACAAGCCCUUCCAAUCAACAGUGCCUCUUCUAAGAAAACCAGUUAAGAGCUAUAUACAUGCCAGUGAACCCUAGUGCACAGGGCAUGGCCAGUCAGGAAAAAAUGACAAGGACAGAGUCAUUUGAGAGCGCACGGUGUCACCGCUCACUGACGUCAAAAUAUACUGUCCCCUGUAGACUACUUUUUGUGUGGCUGUUAGCACUUCUAGGUUGAGACAUCAUAUGGGAAAAUAUGCUUAGAAGUAAAUUAUAAAUAGCUAUCACACAGCUUGCUGGUUUUUCAGGCAGCAGCAGAGAAAGGAUUUUUCUCCUCUGGGGAAAACUAGAGCAGGAUGGUUAAAAACCCAUUUCUGAACUUAAGAGAAGUGUACCACUAAAGAGAAACUAUGCUUGGGAGAGUUUUGAAUUUUAUAAUAAAAGUGAUGACAAUUACAGAAUAUGAGUUGGUAAAACUUGGUAUUUGAAGUUUGAAUUCAUUUCUGCAUACUGUCCCUUUUUUCCUGAAUAUACAGUUAAGUAGUUGCUAAUUUCAUAAAAGUAAUUUGCCCUGCCCAAGCAACAGGGAACCAAAACACAAAGAACCUCCUCAAGCAGACCUUAUGUAACUGUUCCAGAAGAGAACAUGGAUAUAUUUGUUAAUCAACAUUUCAUAAAGUUAUUUUGAGCUAUUCUUACAGGAAGGAGCAGAAGUUUAAAUGAGCAUGUUUCUUGGAAAACAAUGUGAGGAGUUUUGCAGUGAACAGUGUCAAGGUAUACAUUUGGAGGGUCUAAUUUAAAAUAUGAGCUUGGGUUUUUAAAAGCCAGAAAUAAUUGGCUAUUAAUUCUAGUUCUACUAUUAACUGGUUGCUUGCCUUUUCUCACCUCUUUGCAACUCUCACUUUCCCAUCUGUAAAACGAGGGCUUAUUCAUAUCUGCUCUAGCAGUUUCACAGGUUAUUGUGAGGUGCUAAUGAGAUAUCAUUUAGAAAUCCAACUAUUAUUGGUGUCUCAGUAAGAGGACAUUUGAGGAUGGAAUUUGGCAUGGGGGAUGGAAAACACAACAAAACUGAUUUAGGGAACAUCAUUCUUGAGAACUCAAUCAUCCUUGGUAAAAAUUACUGGGAAAAAUCUUAUGACUCUCAAUAUGUAACGCCUUUGGAUGUGAAUAGAAAUUUAAAACACCCUCCCGAAGACACUGAGCACAAAAGCAUUCACAUUCAGGUUUUAGACUCUAGGUUAUAUCAUUUCUUCCUCCUAAGAUGUGUUUUGCAUGUUUCAAUGAGACAUUCUCAGUUGUGGUAGCUUUCUCUCUAUUAUAAAGAGACAGGUUUUGAGAAAGAUGUGGGAAUCUUAAAAUUUGGCCUGAAUGUUUUUAUGUUGAAAACAUAAAUUAGACUGGUGACUUAGAACAUGUUAAACCUGGCAGUAAGAAAAAAUAGUUGGCUAGCUGAGGCAGCAGUGUAAACACUAACUGCUUUGUAAAGUCCUGGCUGUGCCCCAACCUCUGGUCGAGCCAGAGUGAAACUACCUGCUCUGGACAUUUGCCCAAGUUUUGUUUUUUAUUUGAAAACUAAACAGGCCUUUAAUUUUUUUUUA
This is a messenger RNA of Talpa occidentalis (Iberian mole), 2287 nucleotides long. It is a transcript of the gene SNAPC5, whose product is annotated as small nuclear RNA activating complex polypeptide 5. Gene Ontology annotation, cellular component: nucleus. Gene Ontology annotation, biological process: transcription initiation at RNA polymerase III promoter; transcription by RNA polymerase II. The record is from RefSeq and is a predicted model, not a curated record. The coding region runs from base 73 to 366 and encodes 97 amino acids. NCBI's taxonomy places the organism in Eukaryota, Metazoa, Chordata, Mammalia, Eulipotyphla, Talpidae. The transcript has 3 exons.